AUGUUGUUAUCCACGCUAUCAUCGGAGACAACUUUCACGGCGCUCGGCCUAGUGCUUCUCUAUGGCCUUUAUCGUCUUCUCCAGGUCGGAAAACGUGACCCCCGACUACCGCCUGGUCCUCCAACCGUGCCUAUCUUUGGUAACAUGCUUGAUAUCCCUGCCACAGGGUUAGGCAAGAAGUUCAUGGAAUGGUCAAAUCAAUAUGGCAAAAUAUAUUCCCUCAAGGUCGGACCAGGGACGAUAAUCGUCAUAUGCGAUCGCAAAGCCGUCCACGAAUUGAUCAAUAAGAAAGGCAGCAUCUACUCUGACAGACCACCUAAUAUUGUACCGCUUUUCAUCACUCGCGGCAGCCAUAUAACUAUGGAGCGUCAAGGCCCUUCAUGGCGAGAAAAGCGGACGCUUGUGACAAGAAAUAUGAAUCCGAAAUCACUUGACGAGAAGUACUUCCGUAUCCAGGAGGCCGAAGCUGUUCUUCUCAUGAAUCGACUAGUGACAGACCCCAAAAGCUUUUUCCAGUACGCCAGGCUCUACGCGUCCUCCGUCGCGGCAGUGUUAGCCUGGGGGUUCCGUGCGAAGAACCUAGAUUCAUUCUGGUUCAAGGACACGUCCGCAAUGAUCGAGGAGUUCAUUAAGGCUAUCGAACCCGGUGCUAACCCGCCAGUGGACAUAAUUCCACCCUUAUGGUAUCUGCCUGGAAAGUGGAAGAAGCGCGCAUAUCGCGUACGCAAAAAGAUGGACGUUACCUGGGGCAAAGCCCGCCAGAUGGUAGAUGAACGCCGCGCCCGAGAUAACAAACGUGAGUGCUUAAUCGACAUGAAAUUAGAUGACUACAACAGUAAUGGCUGGCCAAUGAGUCAGCAUGCCUUUAACAAUUUCUUUGGUGAGCUGAUGGAGGCUGGGGCCGACACCACUGCGAAUCAGAUCCUUACUCUGAUUAUGGCUCUGGCCAAGAAUCCAAAGGUCCAGGAGAAGGCCCGUAAAGAGAUUGAUGUAGUCUGUGGGACCGACCGAGCUCCAUUAUUCACCGAUUUUGAGAAGUUGCCCUACAUCAAUUGCAUUAUAAAGGAAGGUCUCCGUUGGCGUCCUACAACCGAUCUUGGACUUCCCCACACCGUUACACAAGAUGACUGGUAUGACGGCAUGCUGAUCCCUAAGGGAAGUACCAUCUUUAUUGGUGUAUGGGCUAUGCACCACGAUGAAAACUACUACCCUGAUCAUGACACAUUUAACCCGGAUCGAUUCGUGAACCACACUAAGCUGGCACAUGACUAUGCAGUGGGAUCCAACUAUGAGAACCGCGAUAAAGAUCUGACUGACAUCCAUUUACAUCAUUAUGGCUACGGCGGUGGACGACGAAUAUGCCCCGGCAUCCACCUGGCUGAGCGUAGCAUGUGGCGCAUCACAGCCAAGUUGCUCUGGGCCUUCGAAUUUGACGAACCCAUCGACCCUGAAAGUGGCAAGGCCAAGCCUCUGGAUCCCAACGCCUACACUUCUGCCAACCUGGUCUGCCCUCUCCCCUUCGAAGUACGGAUCAAGCUGCGCAGCCCGGCCCAUGGUGAGGUAAUGAAGCAGGAACUGGUUAGGGCGGAGGAGUUCUUGUCUCAGUAUAACUAA
This is a messenger RNA of Penicillium pulvis, 1614 nucleotides long. Its product is annotated as cytochrome P450. NCBI's taxonomy places the organism in Eukaryota, Fungi, Ascomycota, Eurotiomycetes, Eurotiales, Aspergillaceae. Gene Ontology annotation, molecular function: oxidoreductase activity, acting on paired donors, with incorporation or reduction of molecular oxygen; iron ion binding; heme binding. The record is from RefSeq and is a predicted model, not a curated record. The coding region runs from base 1 to 1614 and encodes 537 amino acids. The transcript has 7 exons.